UUGUGCUAAAGCAGGAACCCAUAAAAUAUCGUUUUAAAUCGUUUAAAGCAAUUUCAAAUAUUCAUUUCAUCUUACCGUUCAUUGGAAAGAACCGACAUUCGCUCACGGGCGCUGUUCUGAAAGGAUCACGAAAAACUUAGCUACAGUGCAAGAGGUGGAGCAAAAUCUACACAACAUGGGAACACUAAGAUUGAUGAAAAAAUCAUUAACAUCCGCUUUUCUAUGUCUCGUUUUCACAAACUUCAUGAUCGAGGUAUCAGGCAAUAUAUCUUCACAACGCUUCAAUUCAGCCUUUGAUACAGCUGAACAAAUAAAAAUAGAAUUUCAAUAUGAAGGGAAUAGUCCAACUACACAAAGAGCAAACUGUUUUGAAGUAUCAUUUCCAGAAACCAGAUUUAAUUUCAAAGGGCGAUUUUAUUCAAGCGUAUAUAUUUGCGCCAAUGGAAUGGUGAGAUUUGAUGGCCCCGAAUACGCUGCCAAUCCUAUAAACUUUGGAAUUUUCAGUAGUCUACCAAUUAUUGCACCUUAUUGGUCACAAGUUGACUUGCGUUUUCUCAACAAUAGCAAUUCGAACGUCACUUACAGACUAUAUCAAAAUAGUAAUGAAAACACGGCUGUGUUUGAUACGAUAAAUACUGUGGUAGAGACGAAUACGGAAAUUAAAAACUACAGUGCUAAUUGGGUGCUGGUUGUGACUUGGGUGUGUCUUGCACCAAGGCAACCUGUGGACAAUAACUUUCCUGAGCGAAAUACCUUUCAACUUCUGCUGGCAGACGAUCUCUUCAACGGAGCUUUUACUUUGUUCAUUUACGAAUCUAUUACAUGGUCAUUUGGUGUGAACAGAAAUGAAUACACGAAUUUUAGAGACGCUUCUGAUCUGCCAGUCAUAGGCUUUGAUUCUGGACGUAGAGAUAUCACACCGAGGUUUCAAAUUUAUGAAACGUCUGGCACCAUUAAUGCUGACAGAGUGGGAGAUGAAAUGACAAUUUUGUAUGACCUAAGAUCACCAUUUCCAAGAUCCAAUGCAGAAGAGUGCCAAAUUUGGGUGAAUCAACAGCUCAUAAGUCCAACAAGGCGAUCAUCGUGCAGAAACAAUUGCGCACAAGAUCUUCAAACAGCCUACCUGAAUCUCACCGGAGUUUUUUUUACCCUAUUUCGAAGGGUUAAAGGAAGUGGACCAACACCAAACUUUUGCAUAUAUAGUGGAACUACUUUGGAUGGAGCAGAUGAAUGUUGCUACCAGUACACAGGACAGCUUGAAAGUUAUCCGCAAUCUUUUAAUUCUACUGCCGUUAAUUCGUUUAGUUCAUUUACUAUCAGUGAAAGUUCUGCAUUAGGCGCAGCCCCAGGUCGAUGGCAUGAAGUCCAUCCGCGAGAAAAUUUCACUAAAUAUUUACAGGAAGAACAACGCUACAAUCAAUGUUGCGUCGAUGCCGGCAGCACUCAAGAAUCGUGUGACCAGUUUUACAGAGUUCGACCAAUUUGCAUUGGGGUGAGCUUUGAGUUUGUCAGCACAUGGGCCAAUAACUUCGGUGAUCCCCAUUUUGUGACAUUGGAUCGUAAGAACUACACAUUUAAUGGUUGUGGAUGGUACACGUACUUCAUAGGACAAAUUCCAGGCAACGAUGCAAGCUCUCUUGAAGUACAAGUUCGAACAACAAGAGUCGGCAACGCCAACGCAACUGGUUUCACUGCAUUUGCAAUAAAAGAAGGAAAUUCACAAGUCAUUCAAGUAAAUCUAAACACCACAACAAAAGGACUUGAUGUCCGCGUUGGUGGCAUGCUAAUUCCUCCUCCCGGAGAGAAUGGGAUAAUCAGAAAUGGCACGGCAAUAACAUUUGCUGAUAAUUUGCUUCAAAUUUCGACACCGCUUGGAAAUGGAGCACGAGUCAAUGUAGUGAACGGUUCCUUCUUCACAUUAGUCAUGCUAUUUCUAGAUGGUUAUAGAAACAAUUCGUUUGGUUUAUCGGGAAGAUGGAAUGGUAAUAUGACUGACGACUUUACACACAGCGAUAGAAAAACAAUAACACCAAUAGACGCCGAUGAGCGAGCAAUAUUUCAUUAUUUUGGUGAAAGUUGGAAAGUAAACGAAACGAACGGACAAGGAAUUUAUAUGAACGUAGAUGAAGGCAUUAAUACUUUCAGUUGUCAAAAUUUCACUCCCGCAUUUUUCGACGAACUUGAGAACAACAAUACCAAUUUUACAAUGGAAGCUCGUGAAGCAUGUGGAAGUAAUACAUUUUGUCUGUUUGACGCCCUCGCUACACAAAACAUAGCUAUUGGUCAAUCGACACGAGACGAACAGCGAUUAACGGACAAUGUAAUUGCACAAGUUGAAAAUAUACCUCCUGAGUUCACAACAAACACUUCCUUGAUUACUGCAAAUCUAAAUGAGACAUUAACAGUGACGCUAGAAGCACAAGAUAUGGAUGCAAAUGACAUAUUAACUUUCGACGUUCCUAAUCUUCCAUCGGUAUCUAGCUUCAACGUCAGUGGAAAUACUUUAACUUUCACAUGGACGGCCAACUCUACAGCAGUGGUUGAUCUAAAGUUUGUAGUGAGCGACAGCAGAAAUAGAACAGCGGUAUUAACUCCUAGAGUUCAAAUAUGCGCAUGCCGAGAUAAAAGCACGUGCGUCGUUCCGGAAGGGCGGAAAUGCUACCUUCAUAUAGAUGAGUGCGCAAGAAAUACAUCGGGCUGCGAGCAAAUAUGUACAAAUAAUUUGGCGUCCUUCUCGUGUGGAUGUUCUCCAGGAUUCACAAUUAGUGCAAACGGAAGAACUUGUAUAGACAUAGAUGAAUGCUUGCGACCAAACAAUUGCAGUCAAGUGUGCGAAAACACCGUAGGCUCAUUCAGUUGUAAUUGUAGACAGGGAUUUGAACUUGAAGCUGAUGGUGAACAGUGUAGAGUACGCACAAAUUGUUCACAAAACGGAAAUUGCGCUCAAAUUUGUUUUGUUGACGACAAUGGAAAUGACACGUGUGCUUGCGCUAAAGGAUAUGCUCUUGGAAGUGACGGAAGGUCAUGCAAUGACAUCAAUGAGUGUGAAAAUGUAGGUACCUGUUCUCAACAAUGUAUGAAUACAGAUGGGAGUUUCAUGUGUGGAUGCUUUCCCGGAUAUACCUUGGCGAGCGACAUGUUUAGUUGCGAAGACAUUGACGAAUGCAGCGAUCUUACCAGACAAACGUGCAAUAUAACUAAUGGAGAAGAUUGUAUUAAUAUUCCUGGAAGUUUUACAUGCAGAUGUGCAGCCAGACUAAACUUGAUUCGGGUGAACAACAUUUGCGUUUGUGAGUAUAAAAAAUUACUUGUGUACAAAAAACAACCAAUAAGUCUUAAGGAAUUCUUAUGA
Xenia sp. Carnegie-2017 is the source of this 3352-nucleotide messenger RNA. Its product is annotated as mucin-like protein. The transcript has 18 exons. The record is from RefSeq and is a predicted model, not a curated record. NCBI's taxonomy places the organism in Eukaryota, Metazoa, Cnidaria, Anthozoa, Malacalcyonacea, Xeniidae. Gene Ontology annotation, biological process: cell-matrix adhesion. Gene Ontology annotation, molecular function: calcium ion binding. Bases 176 to 3352 code for a protein of 1058 amino acids.